Parastagonospora nodorum SN15 is the source of this 402-nucleotide messenger RNA. RefSeq lists its product as hypothetical. Bases 1 to 402 code for a protein of 133 amino acids. NCBI's taxonomy places the organism in Eukaryota, Fungi, Ascomycota, Dothideomycetes, Pleosporales, Phaeosphaeriaceae. The transcript has 2 exons. The record is from RefSeq and is a predicted model, not a curated record.
AUGGUGAACAAAGACUUCAUGGAACUUUUGGGCACGUCGAGCACUAAGAACGGCAAGAUGGUGCUUUAUCAUGCGAAUGGACGGGUUGUUAAGGCGCAUGAAGACUAUUUGGAAAAAGAAGAGGCGAAGCUGAUAAAACGACAUCUAUACAGAGACCAAAUUGCCGAGGCCAAAAAGAAAGACCCGAAUGCUCGUGAACAGGAGGGCAUGCGUGUCAGGAUUGUGGUUGACGAACAAAAUUAUCAAGAGCUGUAUAAUUUUACUACGGAGAAUUUCCACGUCGAAGAUCUUGGAAUGAACGUUGCUACGGCAUCGGAUCCGAUACCUGAGGAGGGUUUGGACAGAAAGGACUUUGAUGAGGCUUUCAUCCUUCGCCGACGACUUUUUCACUUACAGCCCUGA